CGGCGGUUCGAUCUGGUUUGUCAGUUCAGCUCCUUGAAAACGCAGCGUUUAGUUAAGUAAGCUAGGAAAAAGAAAUCUUGGUUCUGGAUCUUCUUCUUCCCAAUCACGUUCCAUCCCCCGCAACCUACCAUACUUCCUCACCUCUCUCGUCGCCAGUUCCCCAGCCACCACAGCCGCGCUCACGACGAAAGGCCACGGAGGAGGUGCUGGCCGAUUUUUCCUCCGGUUAGAUUCAGGCGCGCAGUAGGCUGAUACCCUUUUGGGCCUUCUCCCGUCGAUUGCUCGUCGAUUUCCGCAUGACAGAUUUGGUUGAGUAACCCUUCUUGGUCUAUUCAAGCUCCAGUCUUUCUCCAUCCCCAGAACGUGGUGGAACAGUGAAUAUGCACAAAGACUUGCACUGCCUGAAAUCUGCAAUGCUAGCAAAGGGCACAUUUUCCUCGCCCAGUUCAACACUGCUUCCCCUUAGUAUACCACGCGGUUCAUCACGCUCGGAUUCUUUAACAUGUUGGCUACGGAGGAAGCAACAAAGAAAGAUCAUUUGCGCUUGUGUGGCGCCUCCUCUAAAUAUAGGCAGCGAUGGAAUUCCAGAAACUGCAAAAAAUCAUAUAAACAAAUCAGAGAAAUCGGAGACAUUGCACCCAAUAUCGGAGCCAGAGGAUGAUUCUGACGUCCUUAUUGAAUGUAAAGAUGUGUACAAGUCAUUUGGUGAGAAGCAUAUAUUACGAGGUGUGAGCUUCAAGAUCAGACAUGGUGAGGCAGUUGGAAUAAUUGGACCUUCGGGCACUGGCAAAUCUACAAUUUUGAAAAUAAUGGCUGGACUUCUUGCUCCAGACAAGGGUGAGGUUUACAUUCGAGGUAGGAAACGAGAUGGGUUAAUUAGCGACAACGAGAUCACUGGCUUGCGAAUUGGAUUGGUGUUCCAAAGUGCAGCGCUGUUUGAUUCUUUAACAGUUCGUGAAAAUGUCGGUUUCCUGCUGUACGAAAAUUCUACAAUGCCAGAGGAGCAAAUCUCAGAGCUUGUGACAGAAACCUUGGCUGCCGUUGGUUUAAAGGGAGUUGAGGAGCGGCUGCCUUCUGAGCUAUCUGGCGGAAUGAAAAAAAGAGUUGCUUUAGCUCGAUCUAUAGUUUUUGACGCCACCAAGGCCACCAUUGAGCCAGAGGUGGUUUUGUAUGAUGAACCAACAGCUGGACUUGAUCCGAUUGCGUCAACUGUGGUAGAAGAUCUCAUUCGCUCUGUCCAUAUGACGGGGGAGGACACAGUCGGCAAACCUGGCAAGAUUGCUUCCUAUGUUGUGGUUACUCAUCAACACAGUACCAUUAGAAGGGCUGUCGACAGGUUACUGUUUCUUCAUAACGGGAAGGUCGUGUGGCAAGGAAUGACUCAUGAAUUCACUACAUCAACCAAUCCUAUUGUUCAGCAGUUUGCAUCAGGCAGCCUUGAUGGUCCGAUUAAAUAUUAGAGGACACUAUCUUCGUUUGAGCCGAUGGCUCCUAUAGUUAUGUGGGAAGGAAGAAUGGUGGUAGUUUGCAGGUUUGAUGCUAUUAUUGUUGCUAAUUCUUGUUUACUAAAUUGAACGAAAAACGAGACCAAUUCAUGUUUAGGCCUCGUGCCUUUCUGGAAGGGGACUGCAUUUCGAAAUGCCAGGUCGUUUGGUUCCUCUUUGUAAACUUUGUUGUAUAAGGUUGGUUGCCCGCAUUUCUCGAUCAAUCAAUAAAGCUUCUACUCGAUGGAAUCUUUUUUUUUUCUUCUGUACCACAUUUCGAAACGUGGCUUCGAAUGAGAGUAGAAUGUGAUUGUUAAACACCUGACAAGUGAACUAC
Linum tenue is the source of this 1821-nucleotide messenger RNA. The record is from the annotation of a GenBank genome assembly. NCBI's taxonomy places the organism in Eukaryota, Viridiplantae, Streptophyta, Magnoliopsida, Malpighiales, Linaceae.